AGACCGGAGAGGGAAUAUGCGGAGCAUGUGGCACAUGGACUAUUCACAUGUUUUAAGGGAAAGAAAGAAACCCUGUGACUGUGACUGUGACAAUCGACAAGAAGGAGGUGAUUGAUAUUCCAAAUGGCAACAUCAUCAAUAAAGAAGGAGGUGUAUUCAGUGUGGGCGAUCCCACCGGAAGACGUACGCGACCGCCUUACCAAGCUCAUGACCUCCCUCCGAUCCGAUUUCGGUGGACCCCAGUUCGAACCCCACAUGACCGUCGUGGGAGCAAUAGAGUUAACCCCAGACGACGCACUCAAAAAACUCCGAUCAGCGUCUGAAGGUGUUAAGUCUUUCCAAGUCACCGUUGACCGUGUUUCCGCCGGCACUUUCUUUUAUCAGUGUGUUUAUCUCCUCCUUCAUCCCACCCCUCAGAUUCUGGAAACCAAUGCGCACUGCUGCACCCAUUUCGGUUAUAAGAACUCAACUCCUUACAUGCCACACGUGAGCCUUGUGUAUGGAGAUUUGACUGAUGAAGAGAAGCAAAAGGCUCAAGAAAGAGCUAAUAUUCUUGACAACAGUCUCAGUGGCCUCAGCUUUCAGAUAAGUAAGCUUGCAUUAUACAAAACAGACACUGAAGACAAAUCUCUUAAAUCUUGGGAGAAAAUUGCUGAAUGCACUCUUACUCCAAACUAGCUUGCCAACAACACUUAUACCAUCACAACUUCACAACUGUUGUGUACAGCAUAAAUAAAUAAAUAACUUCUUUUUACCUCUAAUAUUGUCUGUAUGUCUUAUAAACUGUCUGUUUUCUGCCACUGCGUUGUAUUCUAUUUAUAUUCUCUACUCUGUAGUUUUAUUCUCA
This is a messenger RNA of Medicago truncatula (barrel medic), 847 nucleotides long. Its product is annotated as cyclic phosphodiesterase. Gene Ontology annotation, molecular function: 2',3'-cyclic-nucleotide 3'-phosphodiesterase activity. The record is from RefSeq and is a predicted model, not a curated record. NCBI's taxonomy places the organism in Eukaryota, Viridiplantae, Streptophyta, Magnoliopsida, Fabales, Fabaceae. The coding region runs from base 124 to 678 and encodes 184 amino acids. Gene Ontology annotation, biological process: cyclic nucleotide metabolic process. The transcript is spliced from 2 exons.